Messenger RNA from Tupaia belangeri chinensis (Chinese tree shrew), 714 nucleotides. RefSeq lists its product as uncharacterized. Gene Ontology annotation, cellular component: membrane. The record is from RefSeq and is a predicted model, not a curated record. Gene Ontology annotation, biological process: G protein-coupled receptor signaling pathway. NCBI's taxonomy places the organism in Eukaryota, Metazoa, Chordata, Mammalia, Scandentia, Tupaiidae. The coding region runs from base 4 to 714 and encodes 236 amino acids. The transcript has 2 exons. Gene Ontology annotation, molecular function: pheromone receptor activity.
GUUAUGAAUAUUGUCAAGGGAACAAUAUUCGUCUUUCUGCUUGGACUUGGAAUGGUGGGGAACCUCUCCAUCUUUGUGAAUUACAUGUGGAUUUUCUUUUUGGAUGCUGAGAAGAAACCUGUACAUGUUAUCCUCAUCCACUUGACUUUUACUAAUGUAAUAAUGAUUUUGACCAAAGCAAUGCACCACAUGAUGGUAGCUUUUGGUGCAGUUCGGCACAUCCUUCACUUUCUGCUCUUCUUCUGGGUGUUCAACACCUUGAUAAAAAUGGAUUUACUCGACAUCAUCACAGGAAGCAGCAGAAACGGAUCACAAGUGAUUGAAAAUCAUUACUAUUGUCAUGCUCAGUCACAAAGCAAGGUAACACGAUGGCUUACUCUCAGUGGCAUUUUUUUUUGUACAUUCUACAUCAUGUUCCUUCUACACAAGCACCACAAGCAUGCGCUCUACCUGCGGAACUCUACCAAGUGCAUCUGCACCACGCCCCCUGAGAUCAAAGCCGCUCAAAGCAUUCUCCUUCUGUUGCUUUGUUUUCUUUUCUUUUAUUGGACAGAUUCUAUUAUUACUUUAUGUGUAAAUUACUCCUUGAAGAAUAAUUUCAUACUCUUAAAUUUCCAAGAGCUUCUAAUCCUUGGACAUGCCAUCCUCAGCCCCUUUGUGAUGAUUUAUAGAGACAGACGUCUGGCUAAGUGUUGCCACAUCAAUAAGACUUGA